This is a messenger RNA of Girardinichthys multiradiatus, 4696 nucleotides long. RefSeq names its product platelet-activating factor acetylhydrolase 1b, catalytic subunit 2 (gene pafah1b2). The coding region runs from base 624 to 1316 and encodes 230 amino acids. The transcript has 5 exons. The record is from RefSeq and is a predicted model, not a curated record. NCBI's taxonomy places the organism in Eukaryota, Metazoa, Chordata, Actinopteri, Cyprinodontiformes, Goodeidae.
AUGGAAUGAAAACGUCCGGGGAAACGCGGACCGACGUAACGCCGUAAAGCACCGCGUAGAAGCGCAAAUGGCGGGGAUCCAGACUCGACAUUACAGCUCUGGAGUUCUCCUGACACGGCCUGCCUAGUCUACCUUACUGACACUCCUAGUGUUUGCCAGUUUAAUUACUUACUAGCUUUUCUAAUCAGUACCAGCAGCACAGAAAUAGAGUUAAGCCGUGGUUGAAGAACUACGGGUUUGACAGGAGAGGUGAUACCCUGUCAACGUCAGGUGUUGUUUCUGAUACAUUUUACCGUGAUUUAUGACGUGUUCCGUUUUAAUGGCACGCUGUCUUCUGUCAUUAGCGUCAUAGCAGCUAACACGCUAACGUCAGAUAAACUGUAACCCAGCAGAGUCAAUGCGAUCUGCUGUGUGAUCUCUAAACACUCGCCUUUGGAGGGAAAGUGGCCUACAUCCGUAUAAUGCUAGUCUGUGCUCCACUGCUGAGAGCCGCAGCAUCAUACUAAAGUUUACUUGCACUGUUUUAAGUAAGGUAACCCACUAUCAGUUGGUUACCUUGUAUCCCAGCGUCAAACCACGGACUGGUUCUCUUUCACCUAUCGGCCAGCGGCCGGGUCUCCUGCAUGAUGAGUGGUGAUGAACUGAACCCAGCUGCAGUGCCUCAGCCAGUAGAGGAUCUACAUGGAGACGGACGGUGGUUGUCACAGCACACAAGAUUUGUGCAGGAGUGCAAAGAUGGGGAACCAGAGGUUCUUUUUGUAGGGGACUCAAUGGUGCAACUAAUGCAGCAGUAUGAGGUCUGGAGGGAGAUUUUUUCUCCUCUGCAUGCGCUCAACUUCGGCCUUGCCGGGGACACCACCUGUAAUGUGCUGUGGAGGCUGCAGAACGGAGAGCUAGAGAACAUCCGCCCAAAGGUGGUGGUUUUGUGGGUAGGAACCAACAAUCAUGAACACACAGCAGAGCAAGUUGCAGGAGGAAUUGUUGCCAUUGCACAGCUGCUCACUAACCGCCUUCCCAAAGCAAAGAUUGUCGUACUGGGUUUGUUACCUCGAGGAGAGCGGCCCAACCCGCUGAGGGAGAAGAACGCUGCUGUCAACAGACUCCUGUGCUCCUGGCUGCCACGGCUGGGCCAGGCUUUGUUCUUGGACGUGAGCAGCAAAUUUGUCCAUUCCGACGGGGCCAUCGGCUCACAGGACAUGUUUGACUACCUCCACCUGACUUCGACAGGUUACCGCACCCUUGCCAAGCCUCUCAGUGACCUGCUGCUUCAGAUACUGGAGGAGACGCCUGAGGAGAGAAGGGCGUCACUGGUUUAAUGGCUUUGGCCAGGCAGCGAGUCCACCAGGAGGCAUGUCUUACUUGGAGUAGAAAGGGACCUUGAGUGGAGAGUUGUGUGGAGGAGGACACUACUGCAGACAUAGCCACUGAUUGCAUUAUUAAGCUGUAAGUCCAGUUCACUGCAGGCACAGGUAGAAGAAACAAACACUAUACAAUAUUUGACCUGUUAUAUAUUGAGCUGUAAUUCCUAUUUCAAAUCUUAAUCUGGAAAAAAUAUUUUAAUUGUUCAGAGCCUAAUCUUUGGCUGUGUCUUGAUGUCAUCAACCACGAGCAACUGGAGCAAUCUGAAGUAAAGUCUCUCCUGUCACUUGGAAUGCUGCAGACCCUGUGUCAGGUUUAAUUUAUCCAUAUAUUUCUCAGUGUCUGAAAACCAAUCAAAAUUUGGCUUAAAACGUAUAAAGUUAUUGUAACAUAUCUCUAAUCCACACAGGGUCAACAUUUUACAGACAGGUUCAGAUAUAUACAUACACCCUACUAAUGCUUGGAUAAAUUUCCCUUACCAAGUUGCUGAGAAACAUUUUGUAGCCAUCAACAUUCUUCUGACAUAAUUCUUGCUGGAAAUCUGACCUCUCUUCUUUUCAGAAUUGGUGGAGCUAAUUUUAAGUGGAUGGUUUCCUGUGACAGACCUAGAUUUUAACUAGCACUGAAACAAACCCUUGGCAUGACGCUGCCACCACUGUGCUUAAGAGUUUGUACAUUGCUGUUGGGUUUGAAACCCAUACCUGAGCUUCAAGGUGUCUGUUUUGGAGCACGAGCUUGGAUUGUCAUCACAACUUUCAGUUUAUGUUGCUGAUAAACUGGCUUUACUUUGAAUAGCGACAGUGGUGUUCCAACAUCAUUAAUUCAUGUGCUUCCUGGGUUACUGGUAAUGUCUGUUUUAUCUGGGGGCAGCUUGUAUGCGGUGGUUGAAACUUGGACACGGUUGGGUGAUCCCAAACACACACCAAAACUGCUUCUGGAAUGGACAAAGCAUUCUAAUAAGGUUUUGGGAUGGCCCUGACCUACAUACCCUGUUUCAAAUGUAGGAACUAAGUCGAACCGGCCAGUAGACCUACGAUUUUAAAGAGCUUUGCCAUUUUUCAUAAGAGGAGCAGGAAUUAUGCCAAAAACUUGUUGAUGGUUCCAAAAUGCCUGUGGGUUUUCUGCAAUCACCAAUAUACAAUAAUAUUGGUGAUUUUCAUGAUAACAAUAUCACUUGCAAUAUAUAAACAAAUAAUUAAAAGUUGUCAAUCUCUUUCUGGUUUGAGAUCAUAGCAAAGCUUGAGCGCAGAUUACACUUAUCCGAAAAACCUGGAAAAAAAACCUCGAAAAUUCAUUGUUUCCAUCUCGGCAAUAAGGUUUUAUUGAAAAUGUUGCUUUUGGCAGAAGUCUGUUUUGGCAUUAAAACAACGUUAUUGUAGUUUUUUAAAUCACCUCACCACCUCUUUACCUUCUAAAACAUUUAGUGUCACCAAAUAUAUUACAGGCACAGAGAACCUGAAUGCAUUGUAAUUAAAUAAUUGGGUAAUAUUUAUUACAGUCCAAGCAGUUCUUCACAAAAUGCAUAGAGCAAUACUGCAAUUGCCAUACAGCUGCGAUAUAUAGUGUAUGCAUAGUUUUGACUCUGCAUGAAAUCUAAACAAAUGCACCAAAUUCUUGUCUUUAAAUUUCACAGUAGUUGUAUGAUCUUUCAUGAUUUGACCCUCGGGGGGAGAAUGGUUCAGAUGCAACACUAACGGCACAAAAUGUUAUCACACUGAUACCGAUGAGUGUUUGGACUCCAGAAGACAACUGUACAUAGCUGCAUUUAGAAUAUCUCACAGCUUCACUCAUGGGCAAACUAAAUAUUAACCACAUACAGCUAGCCAGUAUCACGUAUUGGUGACAUGAUGCCGUUCACAUUGUAGCUGUCAGUCUUCCAAACAUCUUCAGUGAAGAGCAAAGCUUCUUUCCCAUCCACCAGGUUUAUUUACAUUGCAUUCAGGAGUGAACGUAUGUUUUGGAUUGCAAAUACUAUGGUAACUUCUUUGUAAAUGCUUGAAAAUUAGUAUCCUGCUAGCUGUUACCAAAAAAAGAAAAUGUGAGUCGUUGCUACAGCUUUGCUUCUGUCUUAUUGUGCAUUUCUUCCUUGUGUACAAUUUUGAUUGUGUGCUAUAUAUGUCGGCACAAGCCAGUAUGAUGAUCCAAGCAAAAUCAUUUCAGUUUCACAACACACACAUUUUAAAAUAUAAAAGUAAAACAAGAUAAAACAACUUACAUUUAAAAUGGGAGGAAUUCAUUGUUCUCUUUGCUGUAAAAAUAAUAUAUUAAUUAUUAGUUAUAUUAUUAGCUACAACAUUUUUGUUAUUUUGAUGCAUAAACCUAAGCAAAAAUGUAGACUAUACACCUGCUAAACUAAAUUAUAGUUUGCAGAGUAUUAUAUCUUCACUUCUCUGCUCUCUGAAGAGCAGUACAACAAGCUGAUAUUGGCUGCUUAGUCAGGCUAUCUACUCCCAUACAACCUGCAGUCGGCUGCUUACUGUACUGUUACCUUUGUAUGAGAUGGGUGACAUUCUUUGUGUCCACAUUACUCAAAUUCUGUAAGUUACUCAAGUUUCUUGUAAGUGUGAAAAGAGUGUUGUACUCUUCUUUUAGCUACCUGACAGUGUGCAUCAACAGGUAGGGGAGUGGCACGUUGUAUCACAGUAUAGUUCAUACAGCACUUUCUCUGGAAUGUCUUUAAAGACUUUCUACCAGGACCAGUCGGAUGGAACCUGUUAGCUGUUCUGAUAACUUUUUAUCAGGUAACCGGCCCAUGUCUAUUGACAUGAUAUUGUCUUUUAACCUCUUACUAAUACACACAAAUACUUGUCCAUCUCUGUUUUUGUUUUUUUGGUUUUAUUGUCAAAAAGUUGUCAAAUUUCCACAAAGCUGUUUUGUUUGUUGCUGACGCACUUGACUCUGACAUCCUGUAAUCUGUUCAUUGUGUUAUCGCUAAUGAAGAUUAUUGGUCAAACUAUAUUAGAUAUCAUCACUCAAAAUACUAAGAGCAAUGUAAAAACCAUACAUAAUGAAUAAUCUGUGAGCUUAUGCUGUGGCUCCUGUUGCACAUCGGGUUAUCCGCCAUUACUGCUGUCUUAUGCAUUGCACGUGUGUGAGUAUGUGUGUGUUUGUGUGUGUGUGUGUGUGUGUGUUGUACAAAUUCUGUGUGCCUUAAGUGUGUACAGUGAGUCUGGUGCUGGACUGUCUAGAAAUGAGCCAUGUUGUGUGAAGGACAUGAGAUUCGAGGGAAUAAAAAGGAAGCGUCAGAUUGCUGCUGUAUGAUAGAAUAUUGGCACUGUUGUGGCUUGUCGUCAUGUUAUUGAGUUAAAACAUUCCAAUAAAGAGGAAUCCAACCAUG